AUGGAGGUGUCGCGCAGCCCAUCACCUUGCACGCCCAAACGUGCUCCCCGGCAGCUGCCCCGGAUGGAAUCUGCUGAGAAGUUGGAGGAUCCGAACAAGAGCCGCCAUCGUUUCGAGCCCAUGCCACGCAUCAUUGGCAGCCCACAGCCGCAGGCGGUGACUCAGCACAUGGAGGAGAUCAACUCAGCUGCAGACCGUUUGGGGCUCAGAUGGUUUCUCCAGAAGCCGUUGGUUGAUGCUGAUGAGGUGCUGGACUUGAGAGGACUGGUGGACUGGAAGGAGCCCGGCCUGGCCUUCACAGCUCCCGAUGACUUGUAUGAGCUACCAUUUGAGGAGCGGCGGAAGACCAUCAAGCAGUUAACGAAGGCAACCGGCCCAGAAGGUUUUCCACCCAGGUCUUUGACAGCACAGGCCUCCAUGAGCUGGUCAGAGGAGCUAUUUGUCAUGGCGGUCUUCUUCGUUAUCAUGGGAGGCCCACUCUUUAUGUUCUUUGGCGGCGUUGCAGUGCUGCUCUUGGGCACUUGGCCUAUGAGAGCGGCAUUCGCUGUGCUGUCUGCAUUUCUUGCGCUACAUCCAUUGCCAGGGAGGGCUUUCAACAAGAUGCUGCACACAUCAAACUUUACCAAGCUCUUGUUCAAGUACUUCUCCUACCGCUUCGUUUGGUGCGACGACUUCUCGGACGUGGCUUUCCAAACGAAGCCCUGGAUCGGGACAGGGCCGCCCCAUGGCGUCUUCCCCUUGGCCAACCUCUUGAGCAUUCCAGCCAUCAACGACUUCUUGGGUUGCCCCUUCGUGGGCGCCGCGGCCUCCGUGGUCUUCGUGACUCCUUGGUUGCGAUACAUGACCUUGUAUGGUGUGGUGCCAGUGGACCGCAAGUCAAUCGAGAAGGCGAUGGCGCAGGGACAUUGUGUUGGCAUUGUCCCUGACGGUGUGGCGGGCAUCUUCAAAACGAAUGGUCACAAGGAGCUGUUGGCCAUGAAGGACCGCAAAGGCAUCGCGCGAUUGGCACUACGCACGGGCAUGCCCAUCAUGCCAGCGUACUCCUUCGGAAACACCACAGCCUUCUCCUGUUGGUAUGACUCCUUCGGCAUUUUGGAAUCGAUCUCCCGAAAGGCGCAGGCCUCGAUGUUUCUCUUCUGGGGCCGAUUUGGGCUGCCGAUCCCUCGGAGGACUCAGGUGACCAUGGCCUUCGGCCGGGCCAUCGAGGUGUCCAAGGUUGAAAAUCCCACAGAGGAGCAGAUCGAUGAGGUGCACCAGAAAUUCCUCCAGGCCACGAAGCAGAUGCCAUUGGCUCAUCCUUUGGGCGCCGCGCUGCUCCCGUGCAUGGCUCAUCAGCAGAUUUGUGCAGCAAAUCCUGCGAGAUUCGACGCCGACCAGAGUUUGUACCGUCACAGCAGCGAUGAAAAGUAUUGGGCACAAAUCCGCUACGCUCAACAGCUCUUGUCUCGCAGCAUCGGCACGGAGCUGGCGCUCGCCGAGGCCUCGCGCCAGCAGGUGCUGGAGCCUUUGUUUCGCGAGAUCCUCGAUGCACAAGAGGCUGACCGCAUGAGCGCCAUCACCAUGCUUUCCGUGCUGAACGAACUGGUGUCCCGCUGGGAUGACGAACAACACCGCCUCCGUGCUGCUAGCCCAGCACCGGUCACGCCACCAAAGAACGCCGGAAAGCGUGCUCGACCCCACGGCAGUCCCGGCUCCGAGGAUCGGGAGAGCGCGGAUGAGCUCAUGGGUGACACGGAGGCCAUGGCGCAAAUGACCCUGGCCUCGCCAGCGAACCCGGGCACACCGCCGCAAACUCCUCAGCGCCCACAACGGCGAUUCAGAGGAGGUGCAGUAUCAGCCUCACCUUGCAGAGACUUUGGAUUUGUGCCAUGCACUCCCGACCGCGCUCCUCGCAGAGGCUUUGUGGCGCAAACUCCCGAAGCGCCGCAGCGGCGCUCGUCCAUCUGGCUGAGCCCAGCGGUGACUGGCAAGGAUGAGGAGGAUUGGACGAAGGGACGGAAGAAGUUGAGGCUCCCACCAUUUCCUCCCAGCACGGCGGACGUGGUCCGUUGA
Molecule: messenger RNA, 2052 nt
Organism: Durusdinium trenchii
Lineage: Eukaryota; Dinophyceae; Suessiales; Symbiodiniaceae
Source: the annotation of a GenBank genome assembly